UUCGCAAGUCAGGAUCUUCAUAGAGACCGUAUUAGCAUUUGUACACAUUAGACGGAGUGAGGACGGAGAGAUCACAAUGGCGCAGAACAGGUUUAUAGUUGAGGUCGAACCGGCGAAGGAAGCCAAGGAUGGAAGACCGUCGGUUGGACCCGUCUACCGUAGCGUGUUCGCAAAAGAUGGAUUUCCAGCACCUAUCGAUGGUUUGGAUAGCUGUUGGGACAUUUUCCGUUUAUCUGUAGAAAAGUAUCCCAACAACAGAAUGCUUGGUCGCCGGGAGAUAGUGGACGGAAAAGCUGGAAAAUAUGCAUGGAUGACUUACAAAGAAGUAUAUGAUGUAGUGAUGAAAGUUGGAAACUCACUUCGUAGCUGUGGUGUUGAAGAAGGAGGAAAGUGUGGUAUAUAUGGUGCCAACUGCCCAGAGUGGAUCAUAAGCAUGGAGGCAUGUAAUGCGCAUGGACUUUAUUGUGUUCCUCUAUAUGACACCUUAGGUGUUGGUGCUGUGGAGUUUAUCAUCACCCAUGCAGAGAUUACAGUAGCUUUUGCUGAAGAGAAAAAAAUCCCUGAGCUGUUGAAAACUUUUCCUAAUGCCACUAAGCAUUUGAAAUCGGUUGUGAGUUUCGGGAAAGUAAGUCCCAAACAGAAGGAAGAGUUUGAAAAGUUUGGUGUGGUGACAUACUCGUGGGAGGAGUUUUUGUUACUGGGCAAUGAUAAACACUUCGAUCUUCCUUUGAAAAAGAAAACAGACAUAUGUACGAUAAUGUAUACUAGUGGAACAACUGGAGAUCCAAAGGGAGUCUUGAUAUCCAAUAAUAGCAUUGUUACACUUAUAGCUGGAGUGAAGCGUCUGCUAGAGGGUGCAGAUGAAUCGUUGACAGAGAAUGAUGUUUAUCUUUCUUUUCUUCCACUGGCCCAUAUCUUUGAUCGGGUGAUUGAAGAGUGUUUCAUCAAUCAUGGUGCUUCAAUAGGAUUUUGGCGUGGGGAUGUCAAGUUACUGGUCGAAGACAUUGCAGAGCUGAAACCCACUAUAUUCUGUGCUGUUCCCCGGGUGUUGGAAAGAAUCUACUCAGGUCUGCAACAAAAAAUUUCAGCAGGAGGUUUCGUGAAAAACACUAUGUUCAAUUUUGCAUACGCCUUUAAAUUUCACAAUAUGAGGAAGGGGAACAAACACCAUGAGGCAUCUCCCACAUUUGACAAAAUUGUUUUCAGGAAGGUUAAAGAAGGACUUGGUGGCCGGGUACGUAUUAUAUUAUCCGGAGCGGCACCUCUUGCAUCUCAUGUUGAAACUUUUCUGAGAGUUGUGGCAUGUGCUCAUGUUCUUCAAGGAUAUGGUUUAACCGAAACUUGUGCCGGCACAUUUGUCUCACUACCGAACCAGCUUGAUAUGCUGGGUACAGUUGGUCCUCCAGUGCCUAAUGUGGACGUGUGUCUAGAAUCUGUUCCAGAAAUGGGGUAUGAUGCGCUGUCAAGCAUACCAAGUGGUGAAGUAUGUGUGAGGGGAGAUACUCUAUUCUCAGGUUAUUACAAACGUGAAGACCUUACACAAGAAGUCAUGAUUGAUGGGUGGUUCCACACAGGGGAUAUUGGUGAGUGGCAACCAAACGGAAGCUUGAAAGUUAUUGACCGCAAAAAGAAUAUUUUCAAGCUCUCGCAAGGAGAAUAUGUUGCUGUAGAGAAUUUGGAGAAUAUUUAUGGUGAAAUUUCAGUUAUUGACAUGAUAUGGAUAUAUGGGAAUAGCUUUGAGCAUUUCCUCAUAGCUGUUGUCAAUCCAAAUAAGACAGUGAUUGAAAAAUGGGCUGAACAUAAUGGCUUAGCUGGAAACUUUGAAUCCAUAUGUGAAAGUCCAAAAGCAAAGGAAUACAUAUUUGGGGAGCUGACUAGGGUUGCAAAAGAAAAGAAGUUGAAAGGAUUUGAGUUUAUAAAAUCUGUCCACCUUGAUCCAGUGCCAUUUGACAUGGAACGUGACCUUCUUACACCUACAUUUAAGAAGAAAAGGCCACAGAUGCUGAAAUACUAUCAGAAUAUCAUUGACAACAUGUACAAGAGUGCAAAAUGAGGCCAUGGCAAUCAAUUAUCUCCAUUUAUUUUUUUAUUUAUUUAUUUAUUUAUUUAUUUAUUUAUUUAUUUAUUUAUUUAUGCCAUAGUUGAACUAUAUAGAAUGUCAUUAUUAGACAAUCCGACAUUCUUAUCAUGAUGGAGAAAAUACUUUAGAGAAUAGAGAGUUUUCCAUUCGUCAAUCUGCAGGCUUAUUUUUUCAUUUAAUUGUAAUAGACAGAAUAAAUUAUGGUUUUGCAUUGCUUGCAUAAUGCACGAGUUUUAGGUUUAUGCUCAUCCCUUUUUCCCAUUCCAUCUAG
Cuscuta europaea is the source of this 2351-nucleotide messenger RNA. NCBI's taxonomy places the organism in Eukaryota, Viridiplantae, Streptophyta, Magnoliopsida, Solanales, Convolvulaceae. The record is from the annotation of a GenBank genome assembly.